Fusarium redolens is the source of this 1726-nucleotide messenger RNA. RefSeq lists its product as uncharacterized. Bases 11 to 1606 code for a protein of 531 amino acids. The transcript is spliced from 3 exons. The record is from RefSeq and is a predicted model, not a curated record. Gene Ontology annotation, molecular function: medium-chain fatty acid-CoA ligase activity. Gene Ontology annotation, biological process: fatty acid metabolic process. Lineage: Eukaryota; Fungi; Ascomycota; Sordariomycetes; Hypocreales; Nectriaceae.
GUUGUUCAAAAUGCGGACGUUUCAUACACCUCUUACGAUCAUCGAGACGCUCUCCAAGUCUCGUGGGGAUUCUGCAGCAGUGAGAUAUCUGUUGCCAGAGUCGUCCACUGAAUACAAGACCAUCACUUAUGCGGAAUACUGCAAUGAUGUUGGCAAUGCCGCAAAGACCUGGUUAUCUGCAUUAUCUCAGGCAGGCAUUGCGAGAGGUGCUGUAGUGGGAAUUUGGAUGAGAGGAUGGUCCUACCAAGACCUCCUCCACUAUCUGUCUCUUCAAAGGGCUGGCUUCAUCCCGCAGCUCUUCUCGCUCCGCAUGACGAAUCCUUCCGUUGUAUAUGAGCUUUUGGGCAAGAGUAAUGCUGCAGCAUUGAUUUAUGACUCAAUUUGCGAAGCUUUGGUGCAAGAUUGCCCUCGUCCAACAUUUUCCAGCGAAGACGCUUUGAACAGACCCGUAUCGCAGGAUGUUGAGCUCGACAAAGUGACUACUACUUUGAAUGGUGACCAAUUUUCGGUUAUCUUUCAUACAUCAGGCUCGACUUCAGGAAUGCCAAAACUGGUCCCAGCUACUGUCAGGUGGAUGGACUGUUUGAUUCGCAAGAACAAACCAUAUACUCACAACGGGCCGCAGCCUGUUUACUGCCUCAUGGGUUCCCAUGCCCAUCUGGGAAACACCAUCAAUCUCGUGGAAGCAUUAUCCAAUGGAGGUUGCCUAAUUCCACCCAAAACCAUUCCAUAUCCUACUUCAGAGCUACAGAGUAUGAUUGCCCAUGGUGGACUGACGGCCCUCAACAUCUUCCCAGCUCUUCUGUCUCUCUUCAUCCGGGAAGCACGCACCAAUGCCGUCUUACUUGGGCAACUUCAGAGCUUGCAUCACAUCUUUCACGCUGGACAAGUUCUCGAACCAUCGGAUCAAGCUUGGGCUCAUCAACAAGGGCUCAAGCUUAUCGAUACCUACGGUUCUUCAGAGAUUGGACUGUCGAUGCGCGCAUCUGCCAGUUCUCAAUAUCUCACUCCAUUUCCAGAGUCUGGCUGCGAAUUUAUUCCUCUGGGCGGAGGUUCGUCUUCAUCUGAUCAGCUACUUGAACUUGUUAUUCCCGCCGAUGCGGAUGACUGUCCUCAUCCGUCACUCAGGAAUAACGAAGAUGGCAAAUUCCAUACUGGUGACCUCUUUCAACGAGUCGAUGCCGAUAAGUACAUGUACAGAGGGCGAGUCGAUGAUAGGAUCAAGAUGCAGCUGUCUCUGGUCUGUGAUGCGGGUUCACUUGAGGCAGAAGCGAUGCAAGUCUGCGAGGCUGAUAUUAUAUCCGCUGUAUCUGUCAUUGGAUCUGGGCGUCCCAGCCCCGCCAUUGUUGUUGAGCCCAAGAAUGACGAAAUGUUACAGUCGGGCGAUGGCAAGCUACUGGAUUUCAAGAAAGAGAUUCUGCGCAGAAUAUCGCCGUUUCACGGGCGCAAGUAUUUGCAUGAGCGAAUUGACGACCCACGUUUGGUCUUUGUUGUACCUCAAGGAAGAUUGCCCAGAACAGCAAAGGGAAAUAUUAUGAGAAAGGCGGUGGAGAAUAUGUUCUUCGAUGAACUAGAGAAGACCUAUGAGGCUAUUUCAUCUGUAUAACUCUCUCGUGGCGAUGAUGACCAAGGAGUCGGAGGAGUAGCACAAGAGUCGGAAAUUAUUCUCGAUUACUGGUCAAACAUAAGUAAAAUGGCCAGUGCAUAUUUAUGACGGUCUUUGUCU